CAAAUUUUGUGGUUUGGAGUCAUGGCAGAGCAAGAACAACCUCAGUCUAAGAAAUCUGCUGGAUGGGUCAAAAGGACAGCUGGUGCUUUUGGAAAAGCCAUUGUUAAUACAUCUCAAUAUUUGUUUGAUUUGGAAAGAGAUGCAAGCAAAGCUCUUGAAUCAUUACUAAGGAAAGCCUGGGCCCAUCAAAGAGGAUUAAGGAUACUUGUUAGUGGGAAGACAGGUCAAGGAAAAUCUUCACUCAUUAAUGGUAUUCUUGGUGCUCAUGUUGCUGUUGAAGGAGCUGGUGCCAAGAGAUGUACAACACAAGUUGAAAUGUAUUCAGAAAUCAUCAAAGGUGUGCCGAUCAAAGUCUUUGAUUCUCCUGGCUUACAAGAUCGCACAGCAAAUGAAGAGAAAUACAUACAAGGAAUGAGAGAAACAUGCCAAGAGCUGAGUUUAGUCCUCUACUGCACUAAGAUGAGUAACACUCGACUAACUGAUGAUGACAAGAAUGCUAUGGUCGAGCUAACAAAGGCUUUUGGAGAAGGUUUCUGGAAAUAUUCCGUUUUUAUCCUCACUUUUGCUAACAGAGAAGAUGUCACCAGAAAAGAUGACAGAGAUGCUGAUGAAGAAGAACCAGAUGAAGCCGAUGACAAAGGAUGGCAAGAGUUAGGAAAGAGGAGGUUUGAAAGACGGUUAGAAUUAUGGAAGGAAGAGCUUCAAAAUUUCCUCAUCGAUGAAGUUGGAGUGAGUAAAAAGAUUGCUACAAAAAUUCCUGUUGUGCCAGCUGGAGACAACAAAAAAACUCGAAAAAACAAGGAGCCUCUUCGUCUUCCUGACCGUGACAACUGGUUUAAUGAAUUAUGGAAAGCAUGUUGCUUACGAGUUAAAGAAACACGUCUUUUCCUUCAGUUAAACAGUGAUCGUAUGGUUACUAAAGAUGAAAGUGAUGAUGAGGGAAGUGAUGAUGAUGAUGAUGAUGAUGAUACAGAAGAGCCCUCUGAAGUUAUUCCACCAGAAGAAGAAAAAACAGAUGUUAAAGAAGAACUGGAGAGAAUUGGAAGAUUUGAGGCUGCUCUUAAUGUUGCUCGUCAGCAGGAAUCAAAUGAGAAAAUGGAAAGUCCAGAAUUUACGAGACCUCCAAAAAGACCUCCUCGAAGUCCUCGACCAAGCCAUCAAGCACAGCAAGAUCAGGCAAAAGACACGGAAGAAAGUAAAAUUACUCCAAUACCUAGGACAAGAGUUGCUACAAAUCCUGAGCAUUCACAGUUGAAUAAAGGCGAUUCAAUUACACGGGGCAAACCACUCCGUCUUUCAGUCCCAUUAAUAAAGCCUGAACCUCCACCAAAACCAGUUCGUUCAAAAAGAAAAGAGAGUGACUAUGGAAUGCCUACAAUUCCAAUGGAUGCCUUAAAGCCAGGAGCUCCCUAUAGAAAGACACGACCAUCCCCACUGCCUUCUCCACUACCAUCUCCAAUACCUUCUCCACAGCCAUCUCCACAACCAUCCCCAGUACCUUCUCCACAACCAUCUCCACCAUCAACUACAAAGUUUUUCCCUCCAUCACCUAGACCAUCUCAACCACCUAAACCAGCUCCAAAACCAUCUUCACAAAGGACAUGUCUACCAGAGCCACCGACUAUGAUGGUAACUAAAGAUGCAUCACCUCUUCCAUUGCACACUUCUCGAAGUGAGGGUUAUAUAGGUUUAUCCCAACUACAUUCUCUGAAGCCAUCCCCACUACCUUCUCCAACUCCAUCCCCAUCAUCAUCUCCUAGGCCUGAUCGAGUCAAUACUCUUGUAAACCAACAUAUUGACAUCCAGCAUUCAUUUGUUAAGGAUAUUACUGUUGAGACCGUCAGAAGAGGUUUUGGUGAAACUGUUGCUGAUGCAUUCAAGGCAGCAUUUGAUAACGUGAUUAAAAAGCCAUCUAAAUGGUUUGUACGACUGAUCAAAAAGGAAAAUUAGACAUAGUUUAUUGAUAUUGAUAGGAUGUUAUUGUUAUUUUAUUUUGCUGCUUUUCCUAGAUACUUAUGAAUUAUUGUUUCCUAGAGUGUUUAUAGUUUAGUUUUAAUUCCUAUAAGAUUAUGAAUAUCUUUUGUAGUAAUUUGAUAGUAUUGUUUAUACACAUCUUUAAAAUUAA
Amphimedon queenslandica is the source of this 2125-nucleotide messenger RNA. RefSeq names its product actin cytoskeleton-regulatory complex protein pan1-like. Gene Ontology annotation, molecular function: GTP binding. The transcript has 10 exons. NCBI's taxonomy places the organism in Eukaryota, Metazoa, Porifera, Demospongiae, Haplosclerida, Niphatidae. The record is from RefSeq and is a predicted model, not a curated record. The coding region runs from base 22 to 1950 and encodes 642 amino acids.